AUGGCCGGAGAUAACGUUGAUCCUCAGGCUAGUGGCGGUUUAACGAGUUCCGGUGGAACUCAAAGUAGCGGCGGUGCUGCACUUGCUCCGGUUGGAGAAACUCACUCGAUCUCGCCAUACACCUUGGCGGCGUCUGAUAAUCCGGGCGCGUUAAUAACCUCCGUUCUUCUGAAUGGAGAGAAUUACAACGAGUGGGCUUCAGAGUUACUUAACGCGUUGCAAGCGAAACGCAAAACAGGCUUCGUUCAUGGCGUGAUCCCCAAGCCUGCGAGUGGUAGUGCGGACAUGGAGAAUUGGUUAACAGUGAACUCCAUGAUUGUUGGAUGGAUUCGGGCUUCGAUCGAACCUAAAGUUAGGUCGACGGUGUCGUACAUCUCCAAUGCUCACCUCCUGUGGACGGAGCUCAAGAAGAGAUUCUCGGUGGGAAACAAAGUUCGAGUUCAUCAGAUUAAGAGCCAACUUGCUUCGUGUAGGCAGGAUGGACAAACUGUUCUGGAGUAUUAUGGUCGUCUUUCUUCGUUAUGGGAAGAAUUGCAGACUUAUCAACCUGUAAUCUCGUGUUCGUGUGGUGCUGCCUCGGCUUUUGCAAAAGAAAAAGAGGAAGAGAAGAUACACCAGUUUGUCAUGGGUUUAGAUGACUCUCGGUUUGGUGGUCUAUGCACCGGGAUCGUCGCGUCAGACCCGUUACCAACUAUUGGCGAAAUCUAUGCCAAAGUUGUCCGUGAAGAACAGAGGUUGAACACAACUCGCCUCCGUGAACAGCAACAAGAGGCGGUGGGAUUCUCGACUCGUCGCGAGGAUCUCUCAAGCUCUGUUCGUCGUGAAUCCGACUCUCGUUCUGAGUCUCCAUCUUCCUCCUCAGUUCGUAACCGGAACUCUAUUUGUAGUCACUGCGGUCGUUCUGGUCACGAGAAGAAAGAGUGUUGGCAACUUGUUGGCUUCCCGGACUGGUGGAUCGAACGCAACAAUUCUGGUUCAGGUCGAGGUGGUCGUGGAAGAGGUGGUCGUGGUGCCGGUAUCAACAAUGGAGGCCGUGGUCGUGGUCAAGCUAACGCUGCUCAUGCCACAAGCUCUAAUGCUUCUUUCCUUCCUGAGUUCACUCCGGAUCAAUGGAAAGCCCUCUCUAAACUGAUUCAGGAGAAAUCCGGUGAAUCAAACUCUGACAAGUUGUCUGGUAAGAAAGGUUAUGGUGAUGUUAUACUUGAUACAGGCGCUUCGCAUCACAUGACAGGAAAUCUCUCGUUGUUACACAACCUCGAGACGAUCCUUCCUUGUUCUAUUGGCUUCGCUGAUGGUGGAAAAACAGUCUCUCUUCGUAAAGGAGUGUUGACUCUUUCUUCCACACUCACCCUGCCUAAUGUUCUCUUUGUGCAAGAUCUCAAUUGCACUUUAAUCUCUGUGUCAAAGCUACUUAAACAAACCGGUGGUGUAGCUAUGUUUACUGAUACCCUUUGCGUGUUGCAGGACCGUUUUUCGAGGAUUCUGAUUGGAGCCGGUGAGGAACGUGAUGGGGUCUACUACUUCAAGGAUGUUAUGGCUGCACGGAUUCAUAGAGCAGUUGCGGAUUCGGAUUCUACUCUGUGGCACCAACGGCUAGAGCAUCCAUCGUUUUCUGUGUUUUCUUCUUUACCUCAGUUUUCUGGUGUUUCAAAGCCUGUUUGCUCGGGUCCUUGUGAUGUGUGUUUUCGAGCAAAACAGACUAGAGAAGUGUUUUCUGAUAGUAUUAAUAAAACAACAGAUUGUUUUCAACUUAUUCAUGUUGAUGUAUGGGGUCCAUACCGUGUUCCUUCUUCUACUGGUGCUGUUUACUUUUUGACCAUUGUGGAUGAUUAUUCUCGAGCAGUUUGGACGUUUCUUCUACUUGAGAAAUCUGAAGUCAGUAAGGUGUUAAAGAAUUUUUUUGUCUAUGCCGAGAAACAAUUUGGCAAGACAGUGAAGAUGGUGAGGAGUGACAAUGGCACUGAGUUUAUGUGUCUCUCAUCAUAUUUUCGAGAAAAAGGUGUUGUUCACCAAACUUCUUGUGUGGGAACUCCACAGCAGAACGGUCGUGUCGAACGUAAGCACCGUCAUAUUCUCAAUGUGGCGAGAGCUUUACUUUUUCAAGGGAAUCUUCCUAUCAAGUUUUGGGGAGAGGCAGUGCUUACGGCGGCAUAUCUCAUUAAUAGAACACCGUCUGCCAUUCAUCUUGGGCGCUCUCCAUACGAGUUGUUACAUGGUCAUAAGCCGUCUUAUGAUCAGCUACGUGUUUUCGGGAGCGAGUGUUAUACUCAUAGAGUCACUCGUGACAAAGACAAGUUCAGUCAGAGAAGUCGUCGUUGUGUGUUCCUUGGUUAUCCAGUUGGGAAAAAGGCAUGGAAAGUCUACGAUAUUGAGAGAGAAGAGUUUAUAGUUUCUCGGGAUGUGGUGUUUAAGGAAACGGUCUUUCCUUACCUCCUUACCACAAUUUUCUCCUUCCUACCUCCACAAGAACCUGUGGCAGAAAUACCACAAGAACCUGAGACAGUAAAUCCACAAGAACCUGUCUCAGCAAAUCCACAAGAACCUGCCUCAGCCACUGUCACAGCUGCUCCCACUCAAGGCUUUGGUAGCGUUGACAACACGACGGGUUUGCCCUUUGAGGCCUCUGAUCCUCCCUUAGGUCGUGGUUUACGUCAACGUUCUGAAUCUGUGAAACUGCAUGAUUACAUCACGUACAACGUCGUCUGCAGUCAAGACCCCCAUCACGCUCCUCCUGACCCCACAUCUACGUCAUCGUCGGUCCAAGGUACAUCCCUUUACCCUUUAUCUCACUACAUUUCCGAUGAGUCUUUCUCUCCAGAGCAGCGUGCAUUUUUUGCUGCCAUAACAGCUGGUGAGGAACCCAAGCAUUUCAAAGAUGCUGUUCGGAUGAAAGUUUGGAAUAAUGCUAUGGGUACUGAGGUCGAUGCACUUGAGCAGAAACGCACAUGGGAUAUCUGUGAUCUCCCUCCUGGUAAAGAAGCUCUCGAAUGUCUUUGGGUUUACAAGACUAAGUAUAAGUCCGAUGGCACGAUCGAAAGGUACAAAGCAAGGCUUGUUGUACAAGGUAACCAUCAGGUCGAAGGUGAGGACUAUGAUGAGACGUUUGCUCCGGUUGUCAAAAUGAACACCGUUCGUUCAGUUCUUCGUCUUGUUGCGGCUAAGAAUUGGGAAGUUUAUCAAAUGGAUGUUAAUAACGCUUUUCUUCAUGGUGAUCUUGAAGAAGAAGUUUAUAUGAAACUUCCCCCUGGUUUUCGUCAUUCGCAUCCGGGGAAGGUUUGUCGUCUGCGCAAGUCAUUAUAUGGACUCAAACAAGCGCCUCGUUGCUGGUUCAAGAAACUCUCUGAUGCUCUGCUCCGGUUUGGUUUUGAGCAAUCCUAUGACGACUACUCUCUGUUUUCUUAUUCUCACAAGGAUAUUGAACUAUGA
Messenger RNA from Microthlaspi erraticum, 3426 nucleotides. Lineage: Eukaryota; Viridiplantae; Streptophyta; Magnoliopsida; Brassicales; Brassicaceae. The record is from the annotation of a GenBank genome assembly.